AUGUACAUCGACAAUAAGGACUCGGAUGUGGUGAUAAAAUGUGAUAACGGGGAGCUGUUUGCGCAUAGAUGCAUCCUCUCCGCCACGUGCCCCUUCUUCCGCCAACAACUCCAAAAAUCCCGGCGAAUCGAGCUGAAGGGCUACAACAAGUCCUCCGUCCACUUUUUGCUCUGUUUCCUCUACGGUGGGCUGACGGCGAUUCCGGAUGAGGUCGACACAUGGGAGGUCCUCGCCCUGGCUACUCAUCUGAAUCUGAAAGAUCUCAUCGAAGUUGAUGACGAGACACUCAUCGAAACGAUUCUCGGCUGUGAACGGCUCCAAGUCGCGUUUUCUCGGUCUCGCAGCGAAGCGGCUUUUACCGUUCUGAACAUGGUCAACGAUAUUCUGGACGUGGGAAUGCAAUACCUGAUCCACUCUUUCCAUUUGGUCAUCACCAGCAAGAGUUUUGCAGCCCAAGGAAAGGGUCUCGCCCUAAACCUGGGAAUCCUCGAAGACAUCCUCCCCACCCUGGUCCACAGCUUGUCCGCCGACGUCGCCAUCAAGUCGUACCUGGGACUAGCUGACCUGCUGACCGAGAUUCAAAGCGUCCCACCAUCUCCAAAGAAGACGCUGUCGAUUCCGAUCGAUGAGUGGAGCCCGAGGUUCUACGUUCUCGUCCGUCGGCUCUACGAACUUGUUGAUAAGCACCUGCUGCACUACGCCGCUUCGGUGAAACCGGCUACGAAAUCAAAAUCGCCGACAAAGAAGCGGAUCCAGGAUCUCGAAGAGCACAAAAUGGAACGCCAAAACACGCACACCAUCAUCCACAACGAUCCGGUGAGGACAGCAAACCUUCCAGGCCCAUCCCCGUUAAAAGACAAUGGGGAAAAGCCAAAAAGCGUGUUCAACAAGGACUGGGAUACCACAACCGAAGCCAUCGGGGAGGGUGAUAACCGCUUCGACACCUCAACGACAGGGUCCAGCGCCGAUCAAGACCACUGCUUCCGCCGAGGCCAAGAAGCGUGC
Mesorhabditis spiculigera is the source of this 1005-nucleotide messenger RNA. The record is from the annotation of a GenBank genome assembly. NCBI's taxonomy places the organism in Eukaryota, Metazoa, Nematoda, Chromadorea, Rhabditida, Rhabditidae.